Messenger RNA from Zea mays, 1063 nucleotides. RefSeq lists its product as uncharacterized. The record is from RefSeq and is a predicted model, not a curated record. The coding region runs from base 293 to 754 and encodes 153 amino acids. NCBI's taxonomy places the organism in Eukaryota, Viridiplantae, Streptophyta, Magnoliopsida, Poales, Poaceae. The transcript has 4 exons.
ACCCUGCAAGCCUGCAAUGCCCGUCUCUCGGUCUCCGCGAUUAAGCAUGAAGACGCAGGCACCAGGCAGACGGACCUAAAAAGGAGCCUUUGCUUCUCGUAGCUCCCUUUACCCCUUCCUUUUCUUUUCCGCUGACAGAAGCCGUAAGCAUCUUGCUGCUGCGCGACUGCGCGAGUGCUCGUCUCUCCUUGUCCUCCUACUACAGUCGUCGUCGUCUCUCUCCAGGGACACACAUCCGCCAUCACCUUUGCUUCUUCGAUUCGCAAGGAGCACGAGUACUCAUGGAGCAUGAAUGAUGCAGCAGCAGGGACAGGGGUGGAGGAGGCGGCAGAUCCCGGCGUUCGGGAGGUGGAACCAGCAUACCGACGAGGCGGGGUACUUGGAGUCGGCGGUGCAGGCUGGCCUCGUCAGGCCCGGCCACUGCUACCACGACGACGGCGGCAACGAGGUUGUGCUGUUCAGGUCCUCCGCCUCGCCGCCUCCGCACAAGCCAGCCAAGAAGGUGCGAAGCACGAUGGAGGGUCACGGUCACCACCAUCAGGUUCAGGUUGAGGCGGGGAGCAGGAAGCAGCGGCCGUUCGUGGCGGGCGACGGGUCCCGCUCCCGCGCGGCCAAGCCGAGGCCGAGGGUCGUUAGGGCGGCGGUGGACGAGGACCUGUACAUUGUCCCUUCCGAUAUGUCGCGCAAGAAGAAAGGGAGGAAACACGUGAGGAGCAUGUGGAUGGGGUGCGUGGGCCUCAACUGCGUCGCCUGACCAGACAUGACCGGACCUUCCGAGCCUUUCUUCCAGCUUUUUCGGGUCGCAUGGAAAAAAGAGAGUCCACGAGACAGACAACCCAGACUAUCUGUUUCAUCCCAUCCAAUGGAUGAUCGUCAAUCACCACGUCGGACACGGGCUCGAUGCCUGCCGUCCAUCCGGAUGUCGCAUAUGUAUAUUGCCUGGUGCUGUCAUUGUGCAUGGGUAUAUCACCAGGCGGCGUGAGUUGUCUGUGGUCCAUGUCUACGUCUACAUUGCAUGCACUUUUUUUUACGAUAAUAAUAAUGGAUAGAUAUUUGGCUUCAA